AAAACAAAACAGCCCGUUGCCUCUCAACUGACGCGUGCAAUUCAAUCGGGAUCGACUUCCGCCUCUAAACUGGCAGCCCCACAUUUUGCGGCCUAUGAAAUCCCUUUUGAAUUCCGGUGAACUGACUCAUGACCUGGACCUAGUGUCAAAGUGAGCUACCAUGUUUGGUGAUGGAUUCGUGAGAAAGAAAGUUGGCAGCUGUCAUACCCUUUCUGGAAUCAAAUAGCGAUUCACGGCCAAUUACGCUGCCAUAUUUUGGAUUGGAUUAAAAAACGAAGUUAUCGAGACAUGUUGGUGAUAAUUGAUCGAGAAAGAUGAAAACAAAAAUCCCACUUGAACCAAACGGCAAAUUUCAACAACACGGAGGCGACACCCAAUCAACCUCCAAAUUGAAAGUACAGCUGAGAGCCACCAAGUCAUUUACAUUCUGCUCACGGUGAAGGUUGAGAUCCGACAGCGAAAAAAGUCGCAAUUCGACAACGCGGGGAAUCCUGAGAGUUCACUGGCCGACGUAAGAAAGGAAUCGACUUCCUUGCCCUCUGUGUGACACCUUGCAUUAGCAAUAAAUUCAGUAAAGUGAUGGCAUUACGAAAGGUCCUCUAAUCUCCGGAUAAAAGCGAAGAACGGUGGGGCAGGACGUCUUAAAUGAGUCGUUGUAGUGGAAGCGUCAACACGAGUUACACUACACGACAAUAGUAGGUGGUGACGUCGACGGUCGACUUGGCGGAUGUGGUGAGGUGGCGAUUGUAUCACCAAUGUAUGACCAGAGGAGGACGAUUGCAUUUUUGAAUAUCUCAUUCAUUAUUUUCCGCUUCUCCGCGGCCUCAGAAUCAAAAGCCGGAAGCAGUAACUCUGCCUCCCUUCCGGAAUCAUCAACUGUCAACAACCAUUGCCCAGCCUAUCGUGUCCAAUAGUUUUGCCUGUGCUGGUAUUAUCAUUGGCAGUGGACUACUGCCUGAGCGAUCGAUAGGUCAACCUGUUUGGACGGAUAUUGGACCAACUCUAUCUUCCUCCUCCGAAUGUGAAUGGAUUCACGAGCAUGUCCCUCGUUUAUUGUCUUGGCGUCCACCUGGAUUUCUUCUGCUGUGUGAAUGCGGGGCACCUGCGACGGUGUGUCGAGCGUCAAUUCCCAGUCUCCGGCUUCAAGUCGGCCGUUUGCAAGUUGAAAACAUUUAUCUGGCAGCAGCGCCUAGUCGAAAACAAAAUGUCUGACCGUCAACGUCAAGUGUCUCUACAGUCCACACCCAACUUUAUCUGCAAAAGUGUUGAUGCUGCAGUUUAAAUCGACUCUGUGAUGAAACUAGUUUUAGAAAAAGAAGGGCCUCUAUGUAGAAGAAAGAAUCAAUCGAUCCAAAUCAGGUGUUGAUUGUGAUGCUGACUGUCUAAUUACAAAUGGGAAGCUUUGCAUACUUGCAGUCUCACAGUUUGGAUACUCCCUUUCGUGGUUCAAUUCCAAUCGAAUCAUCUUUUGAUUCAAUCGAGGCCUGGCUCGUCCCAACAUUUCAAUCUCUUCUUUCGCCCUUGAGUUUACUCGUCGCAUUUGGGCGACCUGGACGCAACCAUUCGACUCUUGAAAAGUGAACAGACGAUCCAAGGAGAUAUCGUGACAAUCUAGUGCCAGUUGUGGAGAUGUCAUAGUGCUCUGUUAUCCAGUUCAAAUGUGUUGUUGAAAGUGCCACUUCUCGUCGUCGUCUAAUAGGAUUUGGUACUCGUCGAGUCCGUCUGUGAAUGUUUAGUGGUGUUUUACCUGGGUGCGUGAAUGGCGAUGUCGACGGCCAAUGGACAGAACAACCACCUUCACUUAUCAUUUGGAGUGACCGACAACCCGUCGAAUUCGAAUGCAGAGACACCAGCAGCGCAUUAUCAUACUGAACAGAUCAAAAAUGAAACGGAAGCCAAUAAAGUGCCGCUUGUUCGUAAGGAGGGAAUCGCAACAGAUGGACGAGUGACUGGCAACAUUUUCUUCUUCUCCUCAGUCUCUGGUUGUUUUUAUUUACUGCAUAAAGAGUUCACUUUGCUCAAGACAGAAGAUGACUUUCCAGUUAUGCUCGAACUUUGAAUCCUCUUACUCCAUUUGCAGUUUAAGCUUCAUUUUGGCAUUCAUAAAUGGCAUUUUGUAUCUAUUGAAAUGCAGACUGCUCCUUUUUUUGUAUAAAAUCAUGAAUCAAAUUGAAGAUUUGGCUCUCUUGAGUCAGAGGCCACGACAGCUGUGAAGAAAAAGUGCACAAAUUUUAAGUAAUGAACAAGCAGGAACCCAGAAUUUUGCUCAUGAAGGAAAACCAGUCUUCUUUGCAAAGGCAAGAAUAACCAGGUAGUGAAACUGAAGGCUCAAUUUGCUGAGGGAUAAUUCGAGAAGCGUAAAGCUGUGGGUCCCCACAACUACUUUCCAUAAAAAAAUUGCCAACAUGAUGAAUUUUGUAUUGCAAUUCCAACAACCUUUUAACAGUUAAGACAUUUUACUUGCAGUCCAUGGACUUGGACACAAUAAGUUCGACUGAUUUCUUGCAGGAAAAACCAGCAAGCAAGUAAACAACAAAAUCUAAUAAAAUGGAGGUCGUAGAAAAGGCGUUGCAAUCAGUAAAUGUUCAAGAGACACUGCCAACACUAGACUCAACUCCUGCUUGAAUUCAAUUCGUAUGUCCCGUAUAUUUAUUCGCGUGUUGAUUCGACUAACUUUACGUUACAGUGACAUUACGAGUAAAGCAGAAAGUUGACAUGGCCAAUCCAGGACACUAUGAUCAAAUGCAAGAUGCACCAACGGAGAGGAAUAAUCAGUUUUUCAAUCGUUCCAUGCAUCCAGGAAAUCGGCGAAUAACAACAUCUCCCAUUUUCAAAAUGUCAUCCGUCCAUCUGAUUUUCAUCAGUCGUCAAAUUCCCCUAAAAUCAAUCCUGGACGCGCUAUUGUUCCUCAAUGCAACAACCAAGUUAUUAAAUGCAGAUUCGAUAUUUACUGCACUCGGUGACUCGGAAGUACUAUCCACGAUUAGAAACACUCGUAAAGUCAUUGUCUUUGCUUGAAUUACUCAGACACAAAAUCAGACGCUUAUGGUGUAGCUCGUGGCUUGGCUGGUGGUAGCUGUUGAUUCCAAUUAUGGUCCAGGCACCUGGCGUCGGGAGAGUGACAACUGGGCCACUGCUGAUAACAAUUGGUGCGAUCAAAUCUUAAUCUACCUAGGAAAUCCAUCCGGCCGGAAGAAAAAGCGGAAGAAACGACAAAACCGAAAGAAGAGGAAACAGCACCCGUCGUCAACGAAUCACCAGUAUUCCAGGCACCAAUCCAUCCGCCAAUCCAGCCGUUAGUUCAGCCGCCAAUCCAGCCGGAAGAACAACUGAAGUUUUCUUGGCUCAACCCGUAGUUGUCGCUCAGCCUCAAGCUGUUACAUCAGUCCAACAGCAGCCGAAUAUUGUUGCCGUUUCAACGCCGGAAGUCAGCGUGCGGACCAAGCGGAGGACGAGCGUCAAAGUUACCAGUUCCGGUCAGCAGACGACGUUGACUUUCCAGAAAAAAUCAUCCGCCAAUUCGGAUGAGAAUAUUCAGAAGAACCCACAGAGGCGGACUCGGGAGUUGCAUCGUCGACGACACUUUCAGAUUCCAUCAAAAACAAAACAGCACCGUUGCCUCUCAACUGACGCCCGCGCUUCAAUCGGGAUCGACUUCCGCCUCGAAACUGGCAGCCCACAUUUUGCGGCCUAUGAAAUCCCUGUUGAAUUCCGGUGAACUGACUCAUGACCUGGACCUAGUGUCAAAGUGAGCUACCAUGUUUGGUGAUGGAUUCGUGAGAAAGAAAGUUGGCUGCUGUCAUACCCUUUCUGGAAUCAAAUGGCGAUUCACGGCCAAUUACGCUGCCAUCUUUUGGAUUGGAUUAAAAAACGAAGAAAGAUGAAAACUAAACUCCCACUUGAACCAAACGGAAAAUUUCAACAACACGAAGGCGACACCCAAUCAACCUCCGAAUUUAAAGUGCAGCCGAGAGCCACCAUGCGAGUCAUUUGCAUUCAGCUCACGGUGAAGGUUGAGAUCCGACAGCGAAAAAAGUCGCAAUUCGACAACGCGGGGAAUCCUGAGAGUUCACUGGCCGACGUAAGAAGAACCGACUUCCUUGCCCUCUGUGUGACACCUUGCAUUAGCAAUAAAUUCAGUAAAGGGAAGGCAUUACGAAAGGUCCUCUAAUCUCCGGAUAAAAGCGAAGAACGUUGGGGCAGGACGUUUCAAAUGAGUCGUUGCAGUGGAAGCGUCAACACGAGUUACACUACACGGCCAACAAUAGUAGGGAAAAUGGUGGGUGCUCCCAAAGGUUUUUCAAAAUUCGCCAUCUUAUUUGCGGUCGUGAGCUACUGCAGCCCGGCGUAUAGUUUCAUCCUUCCUCGCGUCUCACAUACAGAUGAUGCCAUCAUCGUUGAUUUUGACGGUGUGGGCUAUGCUCCUGCCUAUCACAACAAAAACUUUCACGGCGGAAUUAUCAAUCCAGGAUUCAUUGUCCGGGUUCCAUCUUCAUUUUCUCCUUACCCAAUGCUACGGCAGCAUCUACCGUUUUACAAUUGGCAAACUUAUUCAUACGGAUAUCCCAGUCUAAUUGCUCCUGUAGAUGUCACGUUAACUAGGGAAUCUGGCGAACCUGGUAGGCAGCUGGCCGUUAAACAAGCGAAUCAGUGCGGCCGUGGACCGGCCACCAUGCCCAAAACACGGCUCGGGAUCACCGAAAAGAUUGCAGGCGGAACCAACACCAAAAAGAACGUCUGGCCUUUUGUAGUAGCCCUGAAAAAAGCUGGUGGCAUAUUUUGUGCCGGAACUUUGAUUAGUGAAACCAAAGUCCUAACGGCGGCCCAGUGCCUGGAAAAAAUGUCUUCGGCUGACAUGUCGUCUGUGACCGUAUUGAUUGGGCUGUAUGCAUCUGACCUGUCAGACAUCCAAAUGACGAGGAGAAUCAGCAAAGUUGUUCUUCACGGCAAAUAUAAUGCCAUCACCUAUGCCAAUGACAUCGCCAUCCUAACAUUGGACACGCCCGUAGUUUUAUCCAGAACUGUUGCACCUGCUUGUUUGCCAGCCGGUUGUUGGCCACCCCUUUGUUUGUUUACGGCCAGUACAGAUAUCAACAGUUACGUCGACCAAGAUGCCAUUAUUUUGGGAUGGGGUGGUACUGAUGCUGUUGCUCCUGGUGGUGCUCCAGGUUUUGCUCCAGGUGUUGCUCCUGGUGUUGCUCCUGGUGUUGCUCCUGGUGUUGCUCCUGGUGUUGCUCCUGGUGUUGCUCCUGGUGGACUGGGUGUUGCUCCUGCUCCUCUUGCUCCCGCUCCUCUUGGUCCUCCUCCUGCUCCGGUUGGGGUUGCGGCCCCUACUACUACUACUACCCCUACUACUACUACUACUACUACCCCUACUACUACUACUACUACCCCUACUACUACUACUACCCCUACUACUACUACUACCCCUACUACUACUACUACCCCUACUACUACUACUACUACUACCCCUACUACUACCCCUACUACUACCCCUACUACUACCCCUACUACUACCCCUACUACUACCCCCACUACUACCCCUACUACUACUACUACUACCCCUACUACUACUACUACCCCUACUACUACUACUACCCCAACUACUACCACUACCCCUACUACCACUACCCCUACUACCACUACUUCCCCUACUACUACCACUACCCCUACCCCUACUACUACCCCUGCACCUGCUCCUGCACCUGGUGCUAACGAGGGUCUUAGUAUUGGUAUGGGUGGUGUAGUUGUUAUAAGUGGCAAAAACACUCCGCCGGCUACAUUUAGAGCCGCUUUAAAUCCCUUCCUGCAACAAGCCAAGGUUUCGAUUUCGGGUAAUGACGAGUGCAGGAUGGAUCCCACAAUUGGGCAAUACGUCAUAGACACAAAUAUCUGUGUUAGUACUCCUGGAAAAUUCACAUGCACAGGUGACGUCGGCGGUCCAGUAGUUGUUCUAUCGUCGACGGGAUCCUGGACUUUGGUUGGAAUCAACAGCUACACCAAGGACUGCGCUUCCAAUGGCCUCAAAACCAGAGUGUCGGCGUUCGUGCCUUGGAUUAAUUUAUACCUGAAUUAAAAAUAAUACCACACGGAUAUAAUGACGACCACCAACGUGGGAAGACUUUACGUUGAUUAUUUUUCAUCGUUUUUCUUUAUUUCCCUGAAACAUCUUGAAAUUCGCUUUCAAAUCUAUUUCAUUCUUCGGUUUCGGUUGGAUAUUUGGUGAUUUAUUUUAAACCUGAGCUGUUCACUGCAUGAGUGCAUUUAUUUCGAGAUCCCAAUAAACAUUAGUUCAAGCACUA
Molecule: messenger RNA, 6302 nt
Organism: Daphnia pulex (common water flea)
Lineage: Eukaryota; Metazoa; Arthropoda; Branchiopoda; Diplostraca; Daphniidae
Exons: 31
Coding region: 4214-6076 (620 amino acids)
Biological process (GO): proteolysis
Molecular function (GO): serine-type endopeptidase activity
Source: RefSeq, a predicted model, not a curated record